CGGGUUUCGGACGCAAAAAGUGAGAAGAAGCAGGAAAUCAGACGACGAAGUAAAUCGGCGGCGGCGGCUACAGACUGCAAAACGUUUUUUUUUAAAAGAAAAGGACUUGGAUCAAAAAGUCCGUUGGGGUGUCGGACGCCUCAACGAAUCGGAAGCGGCCUUUGAAGUCACGUGGUUCAGGUUUGAAUGUAGCCCCGCCCCCUGUUUCCGCAAGCGGUAGAAAACAAACAACCGACUGUGAGAUCCCGGAGCGGUGCCCGGUGCCCGGUGAUUGAUACCAGAGCGGUGCCCGGUGAUUGAUACCAGAGCGGUGCCCGUUCACCGAUUUGGUUAACUCUGCGGGACUGUGAUACCAAACUGCUGCCGGGAUCACUUCAUAUCCUGGUGAAUGUGGGGAGAGUAACAUCCAUAUUGUAGGUUUGAAAUAGAGGCGUCCUUCUCCCCAUCAUCCUGAAAAAGGAACAAAAUCUGUAAGAUGCUGCACAUCAGAAAUACAGCUGCACGUGCUCAAAUCAGAACCUGUGGAUGUGGAGAGGGGAAAGAAAAACAUUGAAUUAACUGGAAACAUACAAUUUGAUGACAAUGAAUUUGGCAGCUGAUGAUGAUUCUAACUUCAUAACUGAAGAAACAUUUGAUUUUGGAAUUGGUUUCCCAUCUGAAAGCCAAGAAUCUUUGCUUGAAAAUGACCCUGAAGAAGUUUUAAUUGCUCCAGUCAAGCACUCCGAGAGGUGUGUUGCUAUGGGAAUUGAUGUGAACUAUAAUAAUGGAAAUCAGCAGAAAACAAAUGAAGCUGUGCUGAAGUGGAGUCCGCUAAGUGCAGAAAAACUGGUAGAAAUAGUAAAGGAAGCAAAUCGUCUGGCAAAUCAAUUUGAAAAAUGUGCUUUGAAGGAAAAGGAAAAUGCAAAAAUUCAAGGAAGAGAGGACAGAAGUUGCAAUGAUCGAUCAAAAUUGGAAAAAGAAUCCAAAGCCAAAAUCAAACUUUUGCAAGAUGACAGAACAUGUAAAAAAAGUCCUCGAAGUCCAAGGAGAGAUACAUUUUUUGUGUUGGAUAGCCCAAAUAAAGCUCUUCUUCCUUCUGUGAAUCUUCAGGUUAUAAAUGAAAACAGCCCAAUCACUAACACCAGACAUGCACAUUCCAUUGAACAUGAAAUCAGCAACAGCAGAAUAGGUUUGACCAGUGAGUCUGAACGAAUAACCACCGCCAAACCAAUGCAAACAAAGGAAGGUAACCUAUCUACAGAAAUCAAGCAAGCUGCUGUUAAGAAGCAGUCAAUGCUUUCCAAACCAUCUGGUUUGAAACUUCCAUCUGGUUUUAACAGGAAAGGAAAUAUGCAUUCACUAUCUCCGUCUAAACCCUAUCAAUAUCCAAAGAAGGAUUCAUUGCACGCACCCAUGUCUUCUACAGGUGGUCUAAAGCAAACCAAAGGUGCUUCAUUAAACAAUCCAGAGAAUCGUUCUGGAAAGAGUACUGUCUUGCAUAACAAACAAAGUAGAGAGAAAGCCUCAAUGAUAUCAGAAGCCAAUAUGCAUUGUUCAUCAAUCUCUUUUAAACUCUCUACUGACACCAACAUGAAGCUACUCCCAAGUGCUAACAAAGCUUCGAGCAAGGAGAUCAAUGAAGUACAGCCACCAAGCAAAAUCCCUCCCGUAAACCGAUUGAGACCCGGAUCUGUCCCAUCUAUUCGCACUGGUAAUAAAAAUGAAAGAGCCAGUUCAGCUGUACUUAAAGGGAAAGUAUCAGAAAGACAGUACAAAACCACAGUUAGUUCAACUAAGCAUGUGAAUUCCACUACAUAUACUUCAGCAAGCCAAAUUAGGUCUCAGCCGAAGAAAACAACUUCAAGUAAUGUUGUAAAAAGAUGAUUUCUUUAUGGCACUCAAUGAAUACAAUGUGAAGAUGAGUUUUUGCAUUUUUAACAAACCUGUGUACUGAGAAUUUGUUAAA
Molecule: messenger RNA, 1945 nt
Organism: Hemiscyllium ocellatum (epaulette shark)
Lineage: Eukaryota; Metazoa; Chordata; Chondrichthyes; Orectolobiformes; Hemiscylliidae
Product: proline/serine-rich coiled-coil protein 1-like
Exons: 9
Coding region: 577-1863 (428 amino acids)
Cellular component (GO): microtubule cytoskeleton
Molecular function (GO): microtubule binding
Source: RefSeq, a predicted model, not a curated record